AUAUCUAAUUCUCAUCAAUUCUUACAUCAUUAUGUAUAGAGCUGUUAAAAGUAACCCAUUAAAGAGAAUUGCAACCCAAUCAAAGAGGUUCGUUUGUUCCAAGUAUUUCCCCGAGGAGCCAAUUGUUCCAACUAUUUUGUCAUCCCAUAUACCUGGCCCAGUUUCCACAAAAUUAAACAAUGAAUUAGGAGAAGUUUACAGUAAUAGUGCCACUUAUUUCGUUGCUGAUUACUUUUGUUCCAUUGGUAACUACAUCAGUGAUGCUGAUGGCAACAAAUUGUUGGAUGUUUAUUGUCAAAUUUCAUCCAUCCCCCUUGGUUACAAUAACCCUGAAUUGAUCAAAGCAGCCCAAUCCGAGGAAAUGAUUAGCGCAAUUGUAAAUCGUCCUGCAUUGGCUUGUUUUCCAUCGACAAAUUACAAGCAGAUUCUUGAAGACGGUAUAUUAGCCGCUGCCCCAGCUGGAUUAGACAAAGUUUGGACAGGAUUGAGUGGUUCAGAUGCAAAUGAAAUGGCUUACAAAGCUGCUUUCAUGUAUGCUCAUCUGAAGAAGAGAGGAGAAAAUGGAUUCACAGCCGAGGAAUUGAAAUCAGUUAUGGAAAACAAAACCCCUGGUGCUUCUGACAUGGUUAUUCUUUCCUUUAAUAAGGCUUUCCAUGGUAGGUUAUUUGGUUCUUUAUCUACUACCAGAUCAAAAGAAAUUCACAAGUUGGAUAUUCCAGCAUUCCCAUGGCCAAAAACUCCAUUCCCUCAAUUGAAAUAUCCAUUGAAUGAAUACGAAGCUGAAAAUAAAGCCGAAGAAGACAGAUGUUUACAAGAGUUGGAAUCCACAAUUAAGAACUCUUCAAAGAAGAUUGCUGCUUUAAUCGUUGAACCUGUUCAAGCUGAAGGUGGUGAUAACCAUGCCACACCAUACUUUUUCCAAGGAGUCAGAGACUUAACCAAGAAACAUGAUAUCAUUUUCAUUGUUGAUGAAGUUCAAACCGGGGUUGGUGCAUCAGGUAAAUUCUGGGCUCACGAGCAUUGGAAUUUGACUAGUCCCCCUGAUAUUGUUACUUUCUCUAAGAAAUUUCAAGCUGCUGGGUUCUACUUUGGCAACCCUGAUUUGCAACCAAAACAACCAUAUAGACAAUUCAACACUUGGUGUGGUGAUCCAUCAAAGGCUAUUCUCGCCAAGGCUAUUUAUCAAGAAAUUGUUAAAUCAGAUUUGGUAAACCAUACUGCCCAAGUCGGGGACUACUUGUAUGCUCAACUUAAGGCUCUUCUUGGUAAGUUCCCAGAUAAGGUGUCCAAUUUAAGAGGUGAAAACUAUGGUACAUUUAUUGCCUGGGAUUGUGCUACUCUUGAAAUUAGGAAUCAAGUAUUGUUAAGUUGUCGUGCCAAGGGAGUUAACAUUGGUGGUUGUGGUGAUGCUUCUAUCCGAUUAAGACCAACAUUAUUGUUUGAAAAGAGACAUGCUGAUAUUUUACUUUCAGUUUUGGAAGAUGUUCAUAAAGCAUUGUAAGUAGUUUGUAUAGACGUAAAGAAAAAUAAUAAUAUGACUGUAAUUCCUG
Messenger RNA from Spathaspora passalidarum NRRL Y-27907, 1550 nucleotides. RefSeq names its product Uga11p (gene UGA11). The transcript has a single exon. Lineage: Eukaryota; Fungi; Ascomycota; Pichiomycetes; Serinales; Debaryomycetaceae. Gene Ontology annotation, molecular function: pyridoxal phosphate binding. Gene Ontology annotation, biological process: GABA catabolic process. Gene Ontology annotation, cellular component: mitochondrion. Bases 32 to 1501 code for a protein of 489 amino acids. The record is from RefSeq and is a predicted model, not a curated record.